CAAAUCAGAGAAAGAGAGAAUACAUAGUGAAAUUCCUUUGAACCAGUUCUUCUUUUGUCUCUCCCCUAAUUAAAUUGAUUGGGUUGAGAUCAAGUGAUAGGAAGAGGAGAAUGAGAACAAGAUCAGUGCAUUCGAGACGCCGGCGAUGGCCUCUGCCGGGGGAGAAGAAGCAGAGGGCGAUAGGAGGAGACAGAAGAUUCACCACCAUCCACAACUAGAAGAGAGCAACAACAAGAAGAGAUCCUCAAUUUCAGGGGCAGCAACGACGGCAGCUCCGCAGGGAACGAAUGCGAGUCCGUGAUAUGCCAAUGGAUCACAUUCAUCUUGUUAUGGUCAUCUCCUUAAUCGUCCUCAGAAUAUCCUCCACCGGUUAGAAAAUUCCUCGUGUGUCCAACAGAAACCCCCAUGCGCCAAAAGCGGCAAGUCGAGGAUCUUCACCCUGAUCGGCACGUGGCGCCCCCAGACCAGCUGGGAGAAGGUCUCCAGCCCCCUCAUGGCCCCCCAAACGAUGGCGGCGAUAAGAUUUGCGGUGCCAACAUGAUUGGGUAUGAAGAGGGUGUAGGAUUCGUUGAUGUCGCGGAUGAGCGGGGCGGCAAGGUCGGUUACGGAGAUUGGGAUUUCAUAGAUCCAAUAGCCACCACUUCAAACGAUCUGUCACAACCACCGCUUCAGUCUUCACCGGCUAGGCGACACGACGACGAGAAGAGAGAUUGAGAGACGGCGGUGGGGAAAUGCAGGGUGGACGGCUAGGGUGUUUUGGAUAUAAACAUUUGUUUUUAUUUUUAUCUUUUUAAUAGUUGGGAAAUGAGGUGAAAAUUUUUUAAAAAUUAAAAAUUAUAUUAUUUUUUAAUUGUCAUGUUAUACAUUUAACGGUCAACUAUAAGAGUUGACUGCCACAUAAGCAAAAGUUAACGGAGUUGGACCGAGAGUGACCAAACUUGAAAUAUUUAAUCAAUUUUAGUGACCACG
Messenger RNA from Linum trigynum, 969 nucleotides. NCBI's taxonomy places the organism in Eukaryota, Viridiplantae, Streptophyta, Magnoliopsida, Malpighiales, Linaceae. The record is from the annotation of a GenBank genome assembly.